ACGAAAAGGAAGAUUUGUCUUGCGAGACUGGUGAUGUUGAUCCCUGUGGACAAUCAGCACUACUAGUUUGUCAAACAAAUUCAAUGCAAAUGAGAAUGGACACAAGCUUGCGCAGGAUUGAAGUUUCAUCGGAACCAGGGAAAAUCUAUUUCCUGAGAGUAACCUGGGAAGAGGAUCUUGGGUCAGGUUUCAGUGUGGAUUUGUGUGAUGGACAGUCAGUUUGGCGUGGGAAAGUGUCUGAAGAAGAGGUUUCAAAAGAAGCCCAAGAAAUGGAAAUGAAGAGAGACAUUUAUGUUGAUGAGCUCUGUCAGGCUCUGACUGCUGGAGGAAAGCAAACUAACAACUACAGUUUUGAUCUCUCCAAAGAUCCUGCAGACAGCCACACCCUGCAUUUCUCUUAUGAGAAAGUCCUGAAAGACGUAUUUUUCAAACUUGGAUCCGCUGAGCUGCAUACCAUCUCAAAGCCCAUUGAAGUCAUUAAAGAGCUGAUUAACCACGGACUCGACCGCAGCAGCGAGCUACGGGCCAGGAAUGAACACCUGCUGGGAGAGAACGAGAGGCUGGGACGAGAACGAGACUACGUUACUGAAGAGUUAAAGAAAUACGUCCAGGCCAAGGAGGUUCUGGAGCAGGAUCUGUACACUCGCUUUGUCCUGGUCCUCAAUGAGAAAAAGGCCAAGAUAAGAAAUUUGCAGGAGAAGUUGAAACAAGCACAAGAAGAGGUGGAGUCGGAACUGCAGCACAGAGGUGACACAUCUACUGUUGAGAGCAAAGCGCCAGCAGAGCAAGAUUAUGAGGGAAGCACAGAUGAAGAAAGCAUAGAGAAUGAGAAUCCCAGACCUUCAACAUCAGCCAGAGUUAAACGUGGCCACACCCCCCUCGAUGACAGUUUACAUGAUGUCACUGACGUAGCACCCACCCGCAAACGCCGACAACGAAACCAAAGAGGUGAAAAGGAUGCUGGGAAAGAAACCCAAGAGCCACAGGAAAAAGGAAGGUUGGGAUCCACCCAGCAGAAAUCAAGUGGCAGCAAUCAGCCCCCAAAGGAAUUUGCAGCCGCAGCCAGGAGCACCCCAGACCCAGAAGACCUCUUUGAUGACAUCUAGCCCACAGUGCCUGUGGCACAAUCUCACGGUGCCAGAUUGUUUUGUAGUAAAGUAUAUACAUGUUGUAGGUCUUUUUUUUUUAUAUGAUCGUUGAAUAACUAUUA
Molecule: messenger RNA, 1210 nt
Organism: Polyodon spathula (Mississippi paddlefish)
Lineage: Eukaryota; Metazoa; Chordata; Actinopteri; Acipenseriformes; Polyodontidae
Product: DNA repair protein XRCC4-like
Exons: 8
Coding region: 84-1106 (340 amino acids)
Biological process (GO): immunoglobulin V(D)J recombination; response to X-ray; positive regulation of ligase activity
Cellular component (GO): nucleus; DNA-dependent protein kinase-DNA ligase 4 complex; DNA ligase IV complex
Molecular function (GO): DNA binding
Source: RefSeq, a predicted model, not a curated record